Messenger RNA from Penicillium diatomitis, 702 nucleotides. RefSeq lists its product as uncharacterized. The transcript has a single exon. The coding region runs from base 1 to 702 and encodes 233 amino acids. Gene Ontology annotation, cellular component: membrane. NCBI's taxonomy places the organism in Eukaryota, Fungi, Ascomycota, Eurotiomycetes, Eurotiales, Aspergillaceae. The record is from RefSeq and is a predicted model, not a curated record.
AUGCCUGAUACCCCAGGCGAGAACCUUCGCGACUGCGCAAUCAUUACUCUCAUCAGUGUAUUUGGUAUAUCAUACUUUUUCUUGUUUUCCGUCCAGUACUUGAUCUUCCAUUUUCCUCCUACGCCAGCCGACAUUAUCGGGACACUUUCUGUGGUGUUUUUCGCGUUCGGCGUAAUUGGAUGGUAUCUACUGUGUCUAUCCUAUCGAGUGAUCGCCGCCUUUCAUGAAGACCAGGCGGCUUGCUGGCAACGGUUGGAAUUUGGAGGUGUUCUGCUCCUGAUUUGGACUACCACUCUUCCCACUGUGGUACUCCUGUUCCCUUCCCAGCUUUUCCUUCAGUUGGGGUACCUGGCCAUGUUUAGCCUUGUCUUCGUGGGUAGCCUGGUAGAUCUCGUCAUGUACGACCCCAGUAUUGCCAUGGUACGGGUACGCUUUCCAUAUUACUGUGCCUCGCUCGGUAUCUUUGCCCUCGUUCCAAUGAUCCACUCCUUCACGGAGUCGCCACAUGCUGCACCUGAACUGGCGAUCGCUUUCGGCCGCAUGGCCAUGAUGAACACCAUGGGCGCAGUGUUCCGCCUUCUCCGUCCCUUGGAGCGAACGGGGCUUGUUCCUGGAUGGCAGCCCAGCCUCUACAUGAUGCACUUCAUAUUGGCCUACAACGCUUUCCAGUACUCUCAGGCUAUUCUGCAUAGUCUGAUCUAA